UGCUAAUUAAUCGUCCUACCUGUUUCCUUGAUCUUGAGCCUCCUCCACGUCAAUCAAUCCCACUGUCUUUUCCCUUUCUUUUCUCAUUCCUUAAACUUUGAGCAUAUUCUCCUUUGUCUGCACCGCAAGAGGAUCGCGCAAGCCAUGACGACAGAUCGACUGGCAUCAACUUAAUCUCACUUACCCUAGACUAGCGUCGAACCCGCCGAAACCGACCAUCAGUCACAUGCAUCCGCGCCCAGCGCACUCAACCACGUCCCUCCUUCCAGCGCCCGUACACCCUCUUCCACGCAUCGCAGUCACGCGCCCCGUGCCCAUGGAGCCCGUCGUGUACGAAGAAACACCCCUCGCCGCAUACCUGCGCGCCGAUGCCGGCUCUGGCGACGAGAGCGAAUGGGGCGCCGCAGUACAGCAACAUGACGACGACGACGACGUGGACGGCCACGAUCAGAGCAGUGUCAUGUCCACAUCGCCCAGCCCGAGUCCUCGCUUCGCGCCAACGGGGCGACCGCAUAUUCGAGGUGGCCCCAAGAAGAGUGCUGCGCUACCGAGACUGGACAUACGACCCCUGGGAAGAGGCGGUACGGCGCAGGGGGGUCUCAAGAGGAACUACAGCACAGCCAUGGCGGCGAGCAUCGACCGGGCGGACAAUGCAAAGUUUCUCGAAAAGUUCAGAUACGUAAUCGUGGCGUCGCAGUUGCUCAGCGGGCAUUCGAUACCGGGCCCGUCGCAGGGGCCCCUCGACCCGGGCGAGGGCAUGGCAGGGUCGGACGGGCCGACGUUCUCGACUGAGGGGAUGGCGGCGUCUGUUCUGGGCGCGUUGGCCGUCGCGACGGUGUUGAGCUGGGUACUGGGCAAGGGAACGACCCGUGUGACGAAGAAGAGGCUGGUGUUUCUGGUGGCGCUGGCUGCGGCGGGUGUGCUCGUCGGCCAGGUCUACAUGAAGAGGCAGUGGCUACGAUAUCGGAGAGAGCAGUCGCUUGCAGAGGUGGCAGCGUUUGUGGCGGCCUCGCAAGAGUUAGACGGGGUCGUCGGGUCGGCACUCUCGCUGAUUCAGGAUGUCGGCCUCGUAUCGCGAGGAUACCGGAUCUCUGCGCCGCUACCCCCCGUCUCGCGCAUUGAGGACAAGGUCCAAGAUCGCAAGUGUGCGCGCCUGCGCAAAGCGCUCCGAUCGACCAUCGCAGACGUGCUGAAGACGUACAUACAGGUGUCGACGGUUGUCCGCGGGUUCGCCGAGCAGACAAAUCUGGAGAAGUACCUCGACAUCUACGAGAUAAGCGACUUUGACAUUUCCGACGCCAACCGCGGCUUCGACGAGGAAGAAUUCGACGACCCAGAAUCGCUGCGCACCCUCAAGAUCGCGGCGAGCCGGUUCCACAUCAUCCGCAAAGUGUUCCUGUGCUCCCUGCUGGCGUUGGAUGCGAACGGGGAGAGCUCGGACCUGAUGCGCUGGACAACGGCCGUCGAAGCCCUGAGGAGCUUGAACGACAGCACCAAAGCAAGCAUGGUCAAACUGCGCGAUCUACUGCACGAGGAGGAGUCGUUUCCGCCUCCCUCGGCCCCGAAGACACCUCUGACACCGGGGAGGGAACGAUGGCGAUCACAGCUGCAUAAGCUCAACUCGCUGGGCUCGGGCAUCCGUGGCCUGGGGGCCAAACUGCAACUACUGCGCGAGGAGUCCGACCGGGCGCUCAACGACUCGCAGGACCUGACGGAGCUGGCCCCUCACCUCCUGACACAGUACGAGUCCAUCGGCAGCGACCUCAAGGAGCUCAUGGCUGUGUGGGAGGAGGGCAAGGCCGCGCUUGCCCAGGGCAUCGACCGCAACGAGAAGAGGCUCUCCUCGAUGAGCGCGCUCAUCUCGCCGACCACAUCCCUGAGCGGCCUCACCACGGUGGACGAGGAGGGCGACGCCGCCGCGGCGCUCAAGAAGCUCACGGGCGAGUCUCCGCUACCGUCAGACGAGCCGGAGCGUGAGGUGUUUGAGGCUGUGGCGCUGCCCCGACAGCGCAGCACGUUGACGCGAGAGGAGCGGAUCGCCAAGGUGAAGGAGGAGAGGGAGCAGAGAGCGACGGCACGACAACACGUGGAGGCCACGAGGGGCAUGAUGAAGGAGUUGGAGACCGUCAUCAACCUCCGCCCUCGCACCAGGACGAGCGCGCCUCCUGGGAAUACAAGGGUCAUGUCCAUGUGAAGGGCUUUCCCCCUUUGUUUCCCCACUGACUAUCAGUCGCACAAAUCGCGGACAACAGCGGCUGCUGAAGCAGCAUACGAUACCACGAUCUUUUUUUCCCUUUCUUUUUUUCGUCUUUACUUAUUUGUUCUUGGACAUAAUAUGGGCGAUGCACUCAUCGCUGUACAAACUACGGCUUCGUAGCCACCACAUGAGGCAUGGGCUUUCUGGUGCACGAACCCGGAGAAGGCUCAGGGAGACCUUCGUCUUUCCUCUGUCUCUACUUGCUUGCUGGUUGGAAUUAAAAAAUGCAUAGUCUGGCGUCGGGGAUUGCUGGGUCUCGCAUUGGGACAGACAUGUACAUAGUACGCACAUAACCUGGGUCGCUGCAGAAUGUGCCGCCCAGCGAAUCAAUUUGCAAUAAUUGGCACAAUGAAUUACUUGCACGAGGGCGCCUGACUGAUCUCAUCGGCCUCUUAAUUAAAUAAAUG
Messenger RNA from Emericellopsis atlantica, 2664 nucleotides. Its product is annotated as Mysoin-binding motif of peroxisomes-domain-containing protein. The coding region runs from base 227 to 2194 and encodes 655 amino acids. Gene Ontology annotation, cellular component: plasma membrane. Gene Ontology annotation, molecular function: myosin binding. The record is from RefSeq and is a predicted model, not a curated record. The transcript has 2 exons. Lineage: Eukaryota; Fungi; Ascomycota; Sordariomycetes; Hypocreales; Bionectriaceae. Gene Ontology annotation, biological process: cell-cell adhesion.